AUGUCUAAUUAUCCCCCGACGCCGUCCUUUGUGGGACCGAAUUAUAAUCCCCAGUGGCCCCCUUCCAACCCAUCUCAGUCCACUGCUGUACCUUCCUUAAUGCCACCUCAUUUCCCCUUCAACCAGAAUCCGUCUCCUAUUCCCCACCCUCCCCAAGACGGUGCGAAUCGCUCGUUUGACUAUACCUUCGAAGCCUAUAAUGCAAAUUCUCAACUUCCGGGAUUAGGGGGUCCGGGCGCAGCUGGACCUAUACCGCCACCGCCAUUCCCCUUCAUGGCUCCUUUCGCCGCGGCGCAGUUUCCCCCUCCUUUCCCCCUCCAGAUGCCACCGCUAAGAUACCCGUCGAUCCCAAUACCUUCCUCCGCUCCAGUCUUCGAGCCCUCCCCUCAUCCCAUGACCGACUUCCAGCCCCAGCGCGACCACUCUGACCCGACCCGCGCAAGACCUCAGCUGCCAGUCGCUCCUGCCUCGGAUCCCGAUCCUGACCGGGAAGAGGGUGAACUCACCGACCUAGAUGUCCCUCUACCGACACGUUCAAAACAAAGUGAUCCGAGAUCAGCGCGGCAAUCAGUGCACGCUCUUCAUCCUCCCAAGCGCCUGCCACAGAACCGAGACGGCGGUUCCUCCGGAGUUGGCUCAACGAUGAAAAUAAGUUCAGAUGCAGGUCAUGGCUCAAACGGCUCUGCCGUGUCAGAAGGCUCGGGGCGAGAUGGUUCGGAUGUCGAGAAGGGCGAGGCUUCGUCAGAAGCUCACCUGUCCUCGAGAAGCAGCGGAUCCCCGUAUAACCCUGCGCUUCCUAUUCUUGGUGCACCGCCUAUGCCGAUCGAGACAACCACUUCCGAAGCUCCAGCUUCAUUAAGACCGCAACAUGAAACUGUUUCUGAGAAGGAAGCUAACAACGCCAUGUCAAGUGACUCGCAAUCGCUUGUUAACGGUGGAAGGUCACCGGCGCAGCUUCGCGUUCAAGCACAAGGAGCACUCUUGAGCUUAGCGCCUCACAAUAUUCGAUAUGGAGAGCUUGUUGGAGAAGGUAUCAACCCGGAUGUACUUCGACAGCUUUAUGAAGAAGUGGGGAUCAAGAUUGCCACUCCGCGACCUGACGCUGCGUUGGAUUCCGUCCCUGAAGACACUCUGUCUGCCUCCGAGCGUCCAGCGAUUGAUCACCCUUCAGACCUCGAGCACGGGCGAGAAUCAACUGAUGUCUUGGGUACAGAGAUAACCUUAGCGCAGCAUCCUUCCCCUGUUACUGCUGCCGCAGUAGCUACACCUUCUCCACCAUCAGGCACAAAGCCUAUGGAACGAAAAGAGGUGAUCGCACGUAUGCUUGCUGCAAAGGCUGCAAAGAGGUCCGGGGAGCCCGUCCCACCACAACCAGAAUCGACGAAGGAAACUCACUUGCCUGUCAAUCUGGAACAGCCAGAUGCCGACAAGGCGGCGACAGCUUCUUCCACACAACAGCUAGCAAAAGAGAAGGAUGUCCGGGUAAAAGAAAAGAACAAGGCACAGACUGAGUUGGCUAGACAGCGCAUCGAACAGCUCAAGAAGCAAGGUCUGAUGAGGAAUGGGCUGAAACCGCAGGCCGAGUCCAUGCCCUCGGACCAAAGUCAAGCAUCCAGUAACUCCGGUCAGGAUAUGCUUCCAGCCCCCACUCCGGCGCCAAUCCAACACCCAUUGCCUGAACGCCCCCCCGAUCCGGAGUCCAAUGCUCAUGCUCGCAUACCUGGCCUCUUCAUGACGGACCAAGAACCCAGUGCUGUAUAUACAGCUACCCCAGCGACCGAAGCAUCUGCCGAUGCGACACCACAGCCUCGCAUUAACCAACGCAAACGGCCCCGGGCGUCUGAUUUUGAUGAGCCUGUGCCUAUUCCCAAGAAGACCUUCAACAACACCGUGAACCAUGUUGUUCCGGAGGCGCAGAGACUAGUCAUCGAUAUCAGCGAUGACGAGUUCUACGGCGAUGACGAAAACGAUAGCAUGGACAUUGACACUCCUGCAGGGAAGGAUCUGCAAGAUGCGGAAAGCUUCCUGGGAGCGUUUCCACCGGCCGACCUUUUAACUCGUCCAAAAACGGCAUCGAGUCAAGGGUUUUCUACUACCUCGGUUACACCACAGGGCUCAAGGAAUAACGAUCAGGAACACCAGGAGCAUCUUCGGAAAAAGGACUUGGAAAUCAAAGCUAUGCACAGGCGCAUAGCCGAGCUUGAAGAACGCAAGAAGGCAAAGCUAGCAGCGAGCCGUGCUCAGUCUCCUCGUGCCACUGAUUCGCGGGGACCCUCGCUUCUUACGAACCCUGUCACUGCCGAUGAUGUCAGCGAUGUAUCAAGAGCAUCCCUAGAUGCUGAACUGGGAGGAAUGUCUACUCCAGCCCUGGAUAUCAGGCUGUCUACUUCCGCUGAUAUUACCCAUAUCGAGAGGAUGAAGCUCAAGUUGUUACGCAGGCAAGAGAUUGAGGCUGGCCUUCCUGCAUUGGAGGCGGAGAUACAAAGGUCUGAAGCAAAACUUGCCGAAGUCAAUGACGAAGAAGACAAACUGUCGUUGGAGAUCACGAAAGGAAAAGAGGGCCGGAGGCAGCUUCUGGACGAACUGAGAACUCUCAAUCUAGAACUGAAUGGGUUGACUUUUGAAGACGUUGAUACAGCACUGCUUCGCUUGCAGACCAGGGAACAACUCAACACGCAGGAAGUGGACCGACAAAUUACAGACGAGAAUGAGAUGCUACCUGAAACGUUCAAGUCCAGAACGCCUCUAGAGGAAUCAGGUGUCGUUCAAGAAUCAUCUCUACCUCAAGCACCUCAAGCACCUCAAUCCAGUUCUGCCAGAGGGUUGAGCACCAUAUCCGUUGACAAAAUGAUGGAUCACAUCAGCGACUCUCCUCACGAUCCGUCUACUGAUUCUGACUCUACUGGUUCUGCAAUGGACGAGUCUAGCGACAGUUCCAGCGAUGACUCUGAUGAUCAACAUGGCAUGCAAGCCCGGACACCCGUUCCGGAGACGGGCGAAGUAUGGAGCCCCAAGGCACCUACUGAGGAUGAGCAGCCGCAUGUCGAUGAGUUGGGUGCAGCCAAUAUCCACCAUCCCAUCCCCGAAGACUCGCAAUCUGCGAGCUGUGAGCCCCAGGUUGGCAUGAUCUUUGACGAACAGGCGACUCGAAGUUUGGAACGAUCAUCCCGAGAAUCAUCAGUAUCAGAUGCAUAUGAGCCUCCAGAGCCGGAAGUCACUGCCAGCCCAGCAGAUUCAACUUACUCUCCCCCCUUCAGCCCUGCCUCUCCUGGUCCCAUCGAACCCACCGAGGUGUCAAGCCUUUCGGUCGACGAGACGAAGCAGGCCGAACAGCCACUAACAGGAGUCGUCCAGGAAUUGGAAAUUGAGCAGCCAAUUGCUUCUACACAGGUUGGCGUUCUGGAUGUGCGAUGCACCGCGAAUCGACCACGGGCUGGAUGCUAA
Messenger RNA from Aspergillus heteromorphus CBS 117.55, 3444 nucleotides. RefSeq lists its product as uncharacterized. The transcript is spliced from 3 exons. The record is from RefSeq and is a predicted model, not a curated record. Lineage: Eukaryota; Fungi; Ascomycota; Eurotiomycetes; Eurotiales; Aspergillaceae. Bases 1 to 3444 code for a protein of 1147 amino acids.